UUUGGUCAAGCAACUCAACUCAACUUUAUUUGUAAAGCACUUCAAAACAACCACAGAUGAACAAAGUGCUGUACACAAAUAGGAUAAAAUAAAAGCAGAUAUUAAAAAGUAAAAUAUAGUUUCAAUGUUUUUAAAAACUAAUUUAAGAAUAUAGAAACUAAAAACAAAACAUAAAACACUAAAACAGGAGCCGAAGCCAGUGAAUAAAAAUGGGUUUUAAGACGAGUUUUAAAAAUGGACAGUGUGAGGGCUCGUCUGAUUUGGAGGGGUCGCUCGUUCCAUAAUUUUGGGGCAUCAACAGAAAAAGAUCUAUCCCCUCUGAGCUUCAGUUUGGACCUCAGAACCUCCAGGAGCAGCUGAUCAGCUGACCUGAGGCACCGAGCAGGGGUGUAGGGGUGGAGAAGCUCAGAGAGGUACGAUGGAAACAGGCCAUUUAAAGAUUAAAAAACAAAUAAAAGAUUUUAAAAUUAACUCUAAAAUGCACAGGUAACCAGUGGACUGAGGCCAGGAUGGGAGGAACGUGCUUCCUCUUACAUACUCCAGUUAAGAGCCGGGCGGCUGGAGUGAGAGGGAGGACUGGCUGACUCCAAAGUAAAGUACGUUACAGUAAUCAAAGGCAUGAAUCAUACACAUCACUUGACCUAAAAAUGUGUUUAUAAAUGAUCCUUUUAAGUGACCACUGUUAGAUCAGAGGUUUGGACCUUUGACAGUCAAUCUGAAUAAUUUUCCUGGUGUCAAAUGGGAACAGAUUAGACAGUUAUUCUGAGGGAGUUUAAAGAAGACUUUUCUGUUUGUGCUUGGCUUUCUUUUUGCCCUUUCCUUAUUUGACAUUUCUCUUAUUUCAGGGGUCAUCAGGUCCAAGUCUUCAGGGUUGAAACUGAGAUCGAAAUGGAGCCAAAUAUCAUUCUUUAUACUGUCAUAAAAUCAAACAAUGGUAAAACUCUACAGACGAUGAAUAUUAAUACUCUGUGUGGGGGAUUUAAGAACCCUGGAGUGUGUUUAGUUCUCGUGAAUUACUUAUUGAUAGGUCAAUAGUACACAGAGUUUUAUUAUCCGUUCACAAAGAAGGCUUUGCGUCAGAGGCUGCAAACUCAUUUCUCUCACAUGAUUCAUAUCGACUCCUCAGACUGUCCCUGGACUGAAAUGAAGUGUGGCCGCAGCGGUGUGCCAUCCCGCAGUGAUUGAUGGGACUGUGGGCCUCUGCCCUGCCUGGAGGAGCCUCUCCAAUAAGAGGUCAUCUUCUUCAGAGAUAUGAUGUUCAGAGUCGCGCUGCUCUUCCAUGACCCCUCACAACGACAUGAUGUACGGUGUGUGUGUAUGUGUGCGUGUGUGGUCUGCUCCCUUGCCAUUUAUUUGCCGUGCGCAUGGGAGCUCCAAGCUUUCAGAAGACAUGAUCCUAUUGGACGAGAGAGGGAGUGAAAGAGAGAGAGAAGGAGAGAGAGAGAGGGAGCAGUCUCAGCAGCUCUUGUCUCUCUGAAGGGAGACACACACAAUGCUCGUUAAUACGCUCCAGAUGCCUUCACUGAAAACGCGCGUCCGCUCUCCGUUUGGCUCCCUUCCUGCCGUUUGACGCACGCUGCUGUAGAUCCACCUCAUAUUCAUCUGCAGGGCAUUCAGGAUUAUGGGGCCGUGUGCGAUUCCCGAGCACGUGGAAAGCGUAUUUGCGAGGCCGGUUUCUGCUGCUGCUGCUGCUUUGCGCGCGUCCUGCCCGUGAUGGAGGCGCGCGAAGGAGGUUGUGGUUGUGAUUGCGGUGCAUCGCUGGGAAUGAGUGAGAGGUGCAGAGGAGGAGAUAAUCAAUGAAGACAGCGAGGGAUCGAGUGCGCUCGGACAAGGUCAGAGUCUAGCCUGGGUGAGAUUAUGUCCGUACGGGGACGAGAAGAUCGGACUUUUACGCUUCCACUCGGGGGACAGGGUCGCCUGGGGAUGUCCCAAGAGUUUUUCUUUUCAUGUUGGAUCUCUCUAUCUGCGUGAUCAUGGUUGGGAUUUAUUUCUGACAGCAUAUAAGCUGCGUGAUUCUGCGGUGGAGAUAAAGUUUUUGCGCUCUGGAUGAUCCGCCCGGUCAGUUGAACCCGGUUAAGGUGAUUCAUUAGCGGCUGCUGGAUUAAAAUUCCACCAGAGCAGCAGCGGCAGCAGUCAGCCAGCUGUGUAUGUGUCUCCUCUGCACGGUCACAUCUGUGGUUGUCGUCGCCGCUGUCCAUGGUGCUGAACUCGAGCUCCAGGAAUGGUGGAGACGUUGAGUAUCGCAGUCAUCGGUGCUCCCGGAGUGGGGAAAACUUCUAUAAUCCGCCAGUUCAUCUAUAACGAUUUCUCGGAGGUGUACACGCCGACCAGGACCAGAUAUGUGUACAGACCCUCCGUCAUCCUGAACGGCAACAUGUACGAGCUGAAGGUUUUGGACGUCCCGCCAAUCUCGUCCUUUCCAUCCAGUUCCAGUCAGGUAUCAUGUCUCUGUCUGUAGAGAAAUUUCAAUUCACCAGAGGAAGGUUCAUACUAGCUCAACUUAUCAAUUAAAUAUCACCCAAAAAUGCCGAUUUAGCCUUUUCCACCUAUUUUAUUUAUUCUCCCCGCACUAUCAGAUGUCCCUAGUCUACAAGUCUACUAGUUGCUAUGGAGACCCGACUGACUUAAAGCCUUGGAGAGCUUCACUUUGACGCUGUAAACUCUCUCUUGUGAGGCAGAAAUGCCAGCUUGCAUAUUGUUAUUUUUUAAUCACAGCAUGUCUCCUAUCUGGAGCAGCAUUCUGAGUCAUGCUGAUCUCUCUGUAAUGCCAGCUCUGGUAGGAGAUGGAGGUGGCUUUUAUACACAGGUAAUUAUGGAAAGAUUUGCUGCAGGCAUCACCUGGUUAAAGUCCAGAUUUAAAAAUAGAACAGGCUGCCCUUUUAUUCACGGCUACAGGUCAGAUGCCACACCUCAUUAGCUGCAGACACAUCUGAUUGCAGGGUCAUGUACCACGAGCUCUGAAUGUACAAGGUUUGUUUGCAAAGCAGGGGCAGUGAGAAGUUAAAUCAGGUGUUUUUGAUGCUUUAAAGAUGGUUUAAAUUUUUGCUCUUCAUGCUCUUAAAGUGGGCGAAAACACUCAAAUCUUAAGUGUGUGACUGCACCAGUGGAAAGUGUAUUUCUUCUCCGUUCCUUUCCAGUGUGAGCUGUGACGAGCAAAAUCUAUAAUGUCCAAAUAUCUUUUAUUCACUUUGUUUAAAGUUUUACACGCGUUUUUGAUUCAUUUGUUCCCUGAAUGCGUCUUUCAAGUUUUUAUGAGUGCGCUGCUCCAAACAAAGCGGCCCCCAAGUGAGAUAUAAAGAAAGCUGUUUUAUUGAUUCAGUUCACACCGAGGCAAAGUGAGCCCUCAGCAGUAUGAUUCAGACAUAUUUCAUAAACACCUUUUUUAACUUACACUCUUUAAGUAAAGAGAUUUGGUAAAAUUAAGAGAUAUCUUUAUAAUUGAAUUUAAUUUGACGCUUAAAUUAAACCGAUUUCUUCACAUAAGAAAAGCUUUUAAUUUCAUCUUAAACACAUUAGAGUGAGUGAGAUCUGGUCAGCUUUAAAGGGAUAUUCAGGUGAAAAUUAAUUUAGGGUCAAACACACCGUCGAGAGAUGAAUGUUGCUGACCGCUUGCUUCUCUAGUUUUACCAACUUUAGUAACGACUGCAUGAAAGCAAUACAUGGAGCCGUGCGCUCAACCAAAAUGCCACUCUAUAGCCACAAAUAAUGCUCAGAACAGCACCUAACUUCAUCAACAGGACAUAUAGGGUCCCAGCCAAAGAGACUAAACACAACUAACCCACUCUCUUCCAGCAGCCGAUUGUAGCAAGACCUCAGGCCAGUCCAUUAUGGACUACAGUGGGGUUUCGCAGCUCAAGGAAGAACAUUUAUGAUCAUUUCUUCAUGGAAAUGCAAUCAGACCGAGAUGCUAAGGCAGAAGGACUGCCAUGUCUGCAGUGCAAAAUGAUUAAUGUGAUGAUUAUUACUACAAGGAAAUGAUAAAGAAAUUAUCAUAAAUGUUCUUCCUUGAGCUGCGAAACCCCGCUGCAUUAGAUGGACUCGCCUAGAGGUCUCACUACAAACAAGCGGCUGCUGUAAGAGAGUAGGUGAGUUGUGUUUAGUCCCUUUGCUAAAGAAGUGGCUAGGACCCUAUAUGUCCUGUUGAUGAAGUUAGGUGCUGUUCUGAGCAUUAUUUGUGGCUAUAGAGCGGCGUUUUGGUUGAGCGAGUUACUAAAGUUGGUAAAACUAGAGAAGCAAGUGGUCGGCAAAAUUCCUCUCGCCACAGGGUGUCUAACUCGAUGUGUUUGACCCUAACUUAAUUUUACGCUGGAAUAUCCCUUUAUAGUCCCAUAAAGUGUAAAUGAAGUCUAUGUAUGUGUGAGUGUCAAAGGUCACUGGGUUUUGCAGCGUCGACUCUAAGCUUCAGCUGACUGGAGGUGUUUGUUCACCUCACUGCAGCCUCAGCGGAGGGGCUUUCAAGAUAGAAAUCUCCAAGGUCACCACACCUGACUCUGCUUCUAAACAUUUCCCCAAUUUUUCUCGCUCUUUUAUUCGCACGCAGCCCUCCCUGUAACAGCUGUGGUUAUCUACACAGACGAGGUGCCACUGAGAAAAUGAGAUCAGGCCGGAGAGGAAACAAACAAAAAAGGAAAGCUUGAACGUGAGCCCACCCGUGUUGAUGUGGAAAACAUCUGACAGGAGGACUGAGAGGAGAUCUUCAGUCAGGCUGCUGAGUUACAUGUAGCUGCUCUGCUGGAUUUAACAUUUAGUUAUAGAGACUUAAGAGGUCUGCUUCAUUGUUUCCUGUCCGCAGAGACCCUCAGUGAAGACAUCCUGAUUGAGUUUCUUCUUUCUUCUACUAAACGGUGCUUAACCCUCAUUAGGGAACGAGCGCGGUAAAGCAGGUGUGAACAGAGAGACAAGAAGAGUCCGCUGAGUGUGAGAAGAGCCUCCACGUUUUGAUGGAGAACUUAGGUUGACUCCAGAGUGUGGUUCCUGCUUUGUUGAAGGUAGACCGGCGGAGAAAACCAUUAGGAGGUUUCAGCUCUUACAGGUCUCACACACACAGAUUUAUGGUUUCUCAUUUGCAGAGGAAUAACCCUCAGAGGCGAGCUGCACCUUCUCCUCUCUCUCCUCCCGUCCUGCUCGCUCUUUGUCCUCUAUUCUCGCAGUGAUGAGACAGGGGGCAUGUUUGACUCACAGCCUCCGGUCUGUAUUUACCCAGCACACCCUGGGUCAGGGGCAGUGGAUACAAUAGGCACUCUCAUAAAGAAACCUUGAUUGAAAUUUACUUGCAGCACACAGCAGAUUGAAUUAAAGCACAGGUCCCUGCUAGAAACCCCCCCGGGAAUAAAAGACCAACAGAGGAGACAGAAGGAAUUUGCUGCAGUCAAUUAGUAAAGGUUGCACAGAGUUUAAUGGACAGCAUCAACGUAAGGACGACCAAAUGAGGUUUUCUAACGUCCUCUGAAAUUAGUGAUGAAUAAGCUGCAGGAGUGGAGUGAGUCAGUACGCCUCCAUGCCUGUGCAGCAUGUCAGCGUCUUAUCUGUUCAGAUUAUAUUUGAAGGAACAACAGUAAUGUUCUGGCACGCUACUCGUGACCUCAUUUUGAGCACGUAGACAGCCAUUUUUAUUCUCUUCCACACAAGAGACGGGGAAAGAUUUCUGUUACUUCACUGCGAGGUGGCUGAGAUGUGUAAUGAUUUGUUUGUCUCGUGGUGAAUCUGUCUGUUGCUGAUAGCCUUGCAUUUAGACAGCAUCUGUUACAGGAUGCAAUGACAGAUGGAUUUGAGUUUGACAGCAAAUUCAGCGGUGAUUUUUUCCUUCUUCUUUCUUUCUGUUGUUCUUUGCCAUCACGUAUCUCUGUGACUUCCUCCCACACAUAAUGCUCCAUCUUCCUCCCCAGCUCUUUCUGGACAUUUUUCUCUGUUAUCUCUGUAGAUCCUCGCUCUGAUAACAGGCUGGAAAUGAUAGCUUUUCCUGUCAAAAACUGCAUCAAUUUGACUCUCACAGAUGUGUGUAUGUGGAGGUGUACCAAGCUUUGAAGUAUUUGUUUGCCGAAGCUUCACUUACAUAAGUUGUUGUUGGAAAAUAAGCAUUACACAACUUACUGUAAGUAAAUGAAUCACGCCGUGUUCUUAAAAUAGAGCCUUUUAAAUGUGAUAUAAACAGUUUGCAGGGAUGAGAAGUAUCUCAUCAUAAGCUUACUUAGAGGGGGGAGUUUAAUCAUUUUGAGAGGAGAGGAUGCUCAUUUGUUUGAAGAUAGAUGAGAGGGUCCAUGUCUGUGAAUUUAAAGCUCCUGUGGGGAGUUUUUUAACAUUAAUGAAAUAGACUAAAAUUCUUAUUAAUCCCUUUUUAUGAUACAAAAAACAAUCAAGACCAUCAGCAACAUGAUUGGAGAUUUUCGUUCCCUAAUUUCGAAUGCCUGAAACUGGUGUGAGGAGGUAGGUGUUAGUGUUGUCUCAUUCGUGAACGAUUCGUUCAAAAGAACUGAAUCUUUUAAGUGAACGUACUGAACUGAAUCACUUCCUACAGUGAUUUGUUCGUUUCUCACUUUAGUUGAGCUGAAAAGAGAAACAGCAUUGCCAGGCCAGUAACCGGGGAACGAGGGACCACAUGCACCGACGCCUGAAUCACUUGACGAACGAAUCACUACCUUUUUUUUUUCACUGCUAAAUUGCAACCACAACAACUUGCAUCCAAUAGGACACAGCAUGUAACAAGUAGUGCAUUAAACCCGCAGCAUCCUAUCAUUGCAGCGGUUUGCGACGGAACGAUGCAAGUUAGCAGAGACAGUACUCUUCUUUGGUUUUCUGGUGUUUUUUCAACGAUUAACCAUCAAGAUCUUUCUGGCCAAGCCUCUUUCUCUCAGUGUGCUGCCGUUGUUUGCACUUUGACUCUGACUUGAGGAGUGUGAGAGUGAGAGGAGUUCAGAAACAACUGUCAAGUAAGGGUUAUUAGCUGUUUUCGAGGGGAGAUGUCUAUUAAUGCACAUAAACUAGAGCUAAAUGGUGAUUAAAUGACUCAGGGUGUGAGCUGAGCCGUAUUAUGCUGGAUUUUAUUUUAGCCUUUACCCUUUUCCUGCAAACAGAGUCAUAUUUUUAGCCCAGCAUUGCCAGGAAGAUUCGCAAAUGUGAGGCUGUGUAGAAAUUGUAUUCAGUCUGUGACCGGAACGCCCCAGUACUACAACCGUUCCAGCAACAGAUGUGAUUGUGGAUGAGAGCCAAUUUGAUUGUUCACACAAGUGUUUAUAAGCACUAUAACCUGUCCGGGCUUGCUCCUUCUUAACCCCACACUUUAUCCCAGACUCUCAGAUCCUCUGAUCAGUGCCUUCUGACUGUCCCUAGGUCAAGACUGAAGUUCAGGGGUGACCGAGCCUUUUCAUUACUUCGCCUUAGCUCUGGAAUGUUCUUCCUCUUCAUAUCCGACUCUCCCGCUCACUGCCCGUUUUUAAAUCAAACUUGAAAACGCACUUUUACUCUUUGAGCUUUGACUCUUGAGAACUUAGCCUUUUAAUCAUGUUUUUAUUGAACCAUCUAUAGCUGCGUUUACAUGGGUGCAAAUAAUCUGAAUAAAAAUGCGUCAUGAAGAAAUUGUCUUCCAAUCGCGAGGGGUGGUUUAUGCUGAUCGUUAUUCCGAUACCUUGUUUGUUGGUUUGUUGACAGUACAGGCGUAAAUACAACUCUUCUUCUUCUGCAGUAGUUUUAGUGAAAUCAGACAACUCUGCGCAUGUCCGAACGCUUCUAAUCUGAAUAAAACUUUGUGCAUACGCACAUCAUGAUCGGAUUAUUUGAUUUUGGAUCAAGAAAUGUUGGUCCUGUGUUUGUUUUUAUUGUUUUUUAAUUUUUACUGUACAGCACUUUGGUCAGCGUUUUGUUGUCUUUUUAAAUGUGUUUUAUGAAUAAACUUGGAUUGGAUUGGAUCCUAUAGGCCCAACUGUAUACUGUGAGAACAGCACCCUCUGGUGACAGGCUGCAGUAUAGGUCAUAAAUCCCGCCUCCUCCAGCAAUCCCUAUGGAGCUGUGGACAAACUUUAGAACUUUAUUACACAGAACAUAGAUGUUUCUCCCCCCGGUUGUGAUGUUGACAUGUAGUUACCGUAAGACUGGUUUGUGCUCAAGUCCUCUUUUUUCUUUUGUCUUUUAAAAGUUAUUAGGGGUUUCAUGUUUUCAAUGAUUGACACCUGAUACAGCCUAUGGGCGUAGGAAGAUUGCGUAGCUCACCCCGGGGUUACGCUGUUUGAGCUAAGCGUCAUCACAGCGACUCUACCGCUGAAUCGUACGAUGCUACUGCGCAAUGUUGGUUUCAGUAAGUGAAGAAAAUACAGAGAGCUUUUCGGCUUCAAAUCCAUAUACCGGAAGGCGGAACCAAGUUGUCCACAGUAUAUACAGUCUAUGGACCCAGCCUCAGGACUCAGGACAGAUGACAACCAAACGCUUCAGAGAAAUGAAAUCAUAAAUUCUGAGACUGAAGGACACGUUUUACACUUUAAGUUUCCCCGUAUGAGUCUGUAAAGGAAGAAACAAGUAGCUCGCCGUCCCCUCAUGUCAUCUCAAGCAUGGAGAAUAAGUCAUGAGGACAAUCAGGCGGACACGUGUCAUUGGCUGCCUGCUAUAGGUCACCACUGAGUAAUGGGAGCCUCAUCUCCAGGGGAUAUGGUGCAUUUAAAUUUUGAAUUGGCAACCUCAACCCACGUGUGACUAUCUUUAAGUGCUCAUCACCCUUCCCCCAACAGGUUACUCCUCCUCGCAGUGGCGCUCAAGUAUUGAUUCAUCGGAGCCACUCAGUCAGUUAAGCUGCAUAUCUCCUAAUAUCAGGAGACAUGGCAGCUUUGUCAAAGCUGGCUAAAAAGUGACCACAGCCUGCCGUUGUCAGGGAAACAUGAACUGUUUGGCUCUUGAGGAGCAAUAGAUGAGAUGCUCUUUUUUUUUUUUUUUUUGCGCUCAGUGUGAAGAACGACUGGAGGAUACAGACAGUGGCACCACACGUUCACGCUCCCACGGGCACAUUCUCACAUCCUGCAAGCGCACACAAAUAAACAUGCCCCCACAUGCAUUUUAAACACGUUUCGUUUAAGUUUCUCAGCCGUAUACCGCUACACUCUCUUGUUUUCCUGACCUGUUUUCUUAAUUUCUACAUUUCGCCUCUUGUUUGGCUUGAAAUGCUGUUCCUGUUUUCAGCCCCUCCUCCACAUUUAAAAACAGGACUUGGAUGACAAAGAGAUAUGAGAUGAGAACACAAGCUGCUAUUUUUAGCCACACAGGGAUGUGAGGCUUCAACUGAAGCCACGGCGUGCAUCUCACGUCGACAAUUGCUGCAAUUAUCAGGAGAAUGGUAAGCUGUGAUAAUAUGUGUGUCUUGUUUGCGUUGCAGAAAAGGUGAAUAUUCCCUGAGUGAUUCACCUUCCUGCCAUGACUUCAGAUCUUAAAUAGCACUGGACGCUGGAGCACAAGUGACAGGAGAUUGCAGUGGAAAUAAAAACCUCUUUACAGAUUGUCCUCUUUGUAUAAAAACUGAUUCAACCCGGAGAAAAAAGAAACAAUCCUCUUCUAUUCUUUUGCUUUCUCUUUCACUUUGAUGGCCGUGAUCCUCUUCCCACAUAUUUUUUUUGCGCUUGAUGGUCCUCAUUAUCUCUCUGCCGAUGUGUGAGGCUUUUUCUUCCCCCUCUCACCUAAACACAAACCCACCGACGCCUUCCUCCAAUCUGAUUGAAGGCAAAUUACCCCUCUGUGACACAGAUGUGUUAGUGUUAUCAUCAUUAGAAGCUGUACUGAUCACUCCCGGCUCCCUAAGCCUUCCCUGUGACAGAUUGUCACCUCGUCUUUUUUGUGCAGAAUACCUGCAUUGCAUAUUGAUUCGAAAUGCACAUUUUCUUCAAUCAGGAGAGCGUGGUUAUCGAAUUUCUCACAUUUCUAAUAUCAAUCACAUAAGCUGUUGCAGGAGGUAGAAGAGGGAGCAUGCACGCCACGAGUAAAUCGACUUGAAAUGGAUCAAAUAUAUCACCAUCACACACUUUGCAUUCAGGAUUUGUUGAAGCUUGUUGAAGGCGUACAAAGGAAAAUGUGUAAUAACUUUGUUUUUAAAGCGACACAAUCAGGAGACUAAUCAAUCUCUGCCUGUGAGGCGCAUUAGUCUUGGAGUCAAGUGAUCAACAACAUCCAUAAAAUCAACGUCCUCGGUAUGUGUUUAUAGAUGGGAUUAUAUUUGGGCCUAAAUUCUGAAACAAUAAAAAAAUAGGGCAAUAAUUCAAUGUCAGGACCACAAAGUAAAUCAGCCUUGAAAAAGGAUCAUGGCUCGACAACUCUCACGUUAGAAAAAAACAUUUUGGAGACGAUACAGCGAAGCUACUUCCUUCCUUCCCCUGCCUGAUAAGUCACCAGACCCGGCCAAGAAAUAGCUCAGCAAUUAACCCCCUCUUAAAAUCUAAUAUGCUUCAUUUACUGGUUUAACGAUCAAACCGGUGACAUAUGACACAUUUUCAUCUGUAAAUUUUGAGGGAGUGAGGAAGCAGCUGUUCCAGGAUGUACCUCCACUUUUAGUGAAAAGAUGCUGUGCAAACACCAGAGAAAGCUCUGACUAAGCCCAUCGUGAUUCUGCAAAAAAAAGAGGAAAACAGACUGUGUUUCAUCGAUCAAAUUAAAGCCAGGAGUGGUGAUGAACAAGCUCUCUCACUUCUGUGCAUGUCUGGGUCUGGUGCCAGAUAAUGAGUAAACCGUGUAUCUACAGCUGUGUCUUUAUCUGACCAAGAAAAACUCUGAAAUGGCUUUCCAUUUUUCUGUGUUUGAAACACAACCUGAAGUGUGAAGCACACCUUCAAUCAUCCUCCCGAAAUCCUGCCAAGCAAGACUUCCUGCCUCUUACAGGCCAAGUUCCACUGGCCUAAAAGAGGAAGGAUAGAAAUGAUUGAUUAUGAUGGAAAAAUUAACUUUAAUGUAACUCAAGAAAAGGGAAAAAUGUUUUUUCAGAUGAGCUUUUGAUUAAGUUUGAUCUUAAAUGUGUCUACAAUACUCAGGUUUUGAUGUUUAGCACCAGAUUUCCAGCUGGGUCUGGGACAUGGGUGCAAGAGGAUUGCUGUAGGUCUUGUCUAUGACGGGUUAUUUGAGUUUUUGCUUGAGCUUCUCAAAAAUAUCUAAAUUUCCUUUCACAAGUUGGAUGGCUGUGCGAAUUGUUGGUGAGUUUGACGGCAUAUUUAAAGUCCCACUCUGAUGAAAAUCAUGUUUUUUGGCAGACCCAAACAGCAGGAUCAGAAACUGUGAGAUUUCAUACAUCACAAACCCAAGCUCCGCCCCCAGAGUCCCACUAUGCAGGCCAGGCUUGGAGAAAUAGAGAGGACGAUCGCGGAACAAUGCACGAUUGUCUUCAUGUCCCUGAAGACAAUCGUGUCCGAGAGCUAAAUAGCUCCUGUGUUACCUGUUUCUUCCACUACAGCGGCAAUGUUCGGCUGCAAGCUAAUUCAAGGAGGAGUGUGCUGAGCAGCGCUGUCUCCUCCCACGACUCGGAGGUGAAUUGCUGAUGAUCUGCUGGAGCUCUGCAGAAAAAAAGUCUUUGAAAAUGACACAGACGUCUUGAUUUUGGCUUAAAACUUUAUAAUCACAGUUUAAAGAACACUGAGAACACUUUAAGUAGGAAAAAAAAACAGUGGGAGUGGGACUUAAAGCGCCCUAAAAAGGUAUGCAUUUAGUUGGGAGGAUAAAGUCUUCGGGUUUCAAAGUGGGUCUUUAUAUCCUCGAUGUUUUUGGCCUCACAGAACAGGGAUAGAGUCUUUCGUUUGGCAGCAGAGCUAAUGAUUUCCUUGCAUGGUUCAAAGUCAAAAGCACAGAGUAGAUUUGACAAACAGACAGUCCUGUUUGAUCAUACUUUUAUAGGCAGAUCUAGUCCGCUCAUAAAACCAUGUCACUUUUCCAGAUCAGUGCUGUCACUGUUACAAACACAUGACAGGCUAUUUGAACUGACAGAUAUAAGUAAAUCCGAUUGUAUCAAACAAAUGCUGAAGUCUGUUUUUGUUUUAAGUCGGUGGUAGAGUACAAGAGUGUGUAUUGACCCUUUAUUCGGACUCUUUAAUACAUCAGAGGAGUAAAAAGUAAAAGGUGCAAAGAAAACCUUCUGUGUAGUAUCAGCUGUUUGCCAGCUGUAUGAAUUUGAAUGAGUCUGAAUUGAUUUCAUAUUCCAAGUUUCUGACAGUCUCCGGGUCUCAGGACCUUCGUUAGCAGAGUGCGAGCCCCCCAGAGGUUAUGUUGACACUGUUUCUGCUCAUCCCUUGAUCCCCUCACUGCUGCUUUUCUCAUCUUUUCGACAUUCCCUCAGGGAUGCGUCUGUUUUCUCAUUUCCCUCCCUCAGCAGAUCUUUUCUUCCCAGCCCAUGAUGUUCCUCUGUUUCCUGCGUUCUCUUUUAUCAGAUCAAAUGCUUAUAAAUUCAUUGCAUGCUGUCGGAGGCGGUGUCGGCGGUUGAGGUGGUGGGUUGAAAAAAGCUCUGAGAAACACAGCAUGAAUAGAAGAAUAGGUCGCUGGCUUUCUAUUGAAGCUACGGUCCCCAGUAAGGUUCAAAAGUGUCCUCUUAUGUUUUAAUUGUGCUUUCAAGCUUAUUACCAUCAAUGAUUGUUACUGUUUGCCCUGCCGCAUGUGCACUCUCUUUAAAAGCUCGGUCCUGCUGGAAACCAAGAGUUAGACAGAAGGCUGUGUGUUCUUAUCUUUCAUAAGCUGCACCCUCUCUCUGUCCUUGAACAUGUGUAGCUGGGGCACUGUGCAGGGCUUACUGCCGGGGCCACCGCGUCACCGUGUUUUAUAACUAUUUCGGGAGCUGUUAUACUUCGAGAGCCAUGAAUGCUCCAGGACUUUAUCGACUCUGCGCUUUUUUCUCAGAGGCUAAGCGGAGGAGGCAGGCAAACUAUGACUGAGUCAAAACGCCUGAGAACAACUUUGCAGAGACACAUGCCACAGACUGUGACUUUACCACGAGUCUGUUCUAUAAGCAGAUGCUUUAAACACUGGUGGAUCUCUGAGACUGUGGUGAAGAAAUGUGCUGUGGUUCGGUUGGUAACCUCAGCCUAGUCUAAAGAUAGUAUAACUGUGAUGUAUGUAUUUUUAUUUGCAAAAACUUUAACUCUCUCAACAACAAAUCAGUGUCACACUUUAUAUUGAAAUUUGCACAUUUAGUAACUCGAAACACUCUCUGAAGCUAGGGCUGGGCGAUACGGGAAAAUAUAGUUUUUUCAUAUCAGUCAAUAUCAAUAUAUAUCAGGAUAUUAAAAAAAUCACUUGUCAAUCUUAAAUGUUCCCUGUUCGAUGAUUUGUCUUAAGGUGUUGCGCUAGAGAAAGCGAACUGAAUGGUUGGCUGUUUCGGCUGCACAGGCGCCGUGGGCUCCUUCGUAAACUCUUGCAUUGCGUGUGCUCUGCCACGUGGCACUGCUUCAGGAGGUAAAAAAAAAAAGUGAGGUAUUCCACGACUUUGCGAAAACAUGUACUUGAUAUGAUUUACAGUGCUCAUUACUCUGCUUCAUGUCCGACCUAAAAAAAAAAUUACUACCUCCACACCACCGAUGUUUUGUUGACGAUGUCGUCAUCUGUUGAGCCUUCAUCUGCAUUUCUGCUGGGGGUAGCAUUCAUUUUCUUUUUUCUUACCAACAGUGCUGUCAGCUUUACAAGUGGCGUGUUAUGAUUGCAGCCUGCUACUACGCAGUUGUUCUCUACUUGGUUCUAAUUCAGCACAUGAUUGGUUCAGCGCAAAGCGGACCCGGAGCAACUCCCCUUUUCAUUGGCUAUUAGGACUAUCAAAAAGCAUAUUGACUGUAGCGACUACUUUCCUUCAACAAAAAAGGCCGCUGGGGUUUAGGUUCGCUUGCAUCUGUGACGCGUUCAAUUAUCAGUCCAGCUUUAGUGUUAAAAAAGUGAUUUAUUGUUCAAGAAAGAAAAGAAAACAUGUUGAGCCAGGUCCAAAACUUUGCCUUGGAAUGAAAAGGUGAUAUGCUGAAAAAGGGGUUAAAACAGGAUGAAUGAAACGGUGAAAAAUUAUGAAAAAUGAUCAACAGUAUCAGAGCUUAUAAAGGGUCAACAGAAAAUUAUCAGAGCUUACCACAACUGUGUACCCAUUAGAAAUCAUACUUUCAACAAAUAUAUUUUGGCUCCUACACUGACCAUGCUAAUUUCCCUUGAUCGAUAUCGAGGGAAAUUAAUUUUUGAUAUACAUAAUUAUCAUUUUUUUGCCCUGCCCUAUCUUCAUGGACUACAGUCAGAUUUGGCCUGAUUGCUGGUUUUGUAGAUCGAAAUACAUUAAAUGUUAUUCUCAUUCUUUAACUGUAUAUCUACUCGGUCCAAUGCUCACGUUUCUGUCUGUGUGUCUGUAUCUAUUAGGAGUGGCUGGAUUUGCGCUGCAGAGGAGUUCGCAACGCCAACGCCUACAUCCUGGUGUAUGACAUCUGCUGUGUGGAGAGCUUUGAAUACGUCAAGAUGAUCAGACAGCAGAUAGUGGAGCACAGGUAUGGACGUGCAUACCACCGCUGACAUGCAGCUUGUUAAGUCUGACUGGUGAUUUCUAUAGACACCUUCACACCAACCUUUCAGAGUCAGCAGGCAUACAAAACUCUUCAAUUACCCGUUUUUGACAGUGUGACGGUGAUGGUUUGUCUGCUUGCUUGUGGAUAUCUUUUAAUCCAGCACACUCCGCCCUGCAUCCUGACAGUUUAGUAAUGACAUUUAACGCUGGCAUUACUGCAUGAGAGCUGCCUCAGACACCGCUGCAUCCCUGCUGAAUUAAAGAUAAUUCUCAGGAUGGUUUUGGUUUUUUGGGGACCAGAAGAGCCUAGGUCUCCCUCCAUUAAAGCCAAGAGAAGAAAACACUGGGUGGAAAAGGCAAGAAAGGCACAACCUGCUCAGUCGUCCAUGCUGUUGGCAUAUCUGCAUAUAUUUACAUAUUGAAAGCAAUAGGUGGCCUCCUUUGCGCUACUAUGUUCUAGAUGAAUAAACUGCCAGCAAAGAUCAUCCCCACCUUUCUGCAGCUCCAAAUGUGUUACCAUGAAUGUUUAUGGUCCAUGACAGAAAACCAUUAUCACCAGCAGCUGGGGGAGCAAGGGUGAGUGCGAGAGGAAUGAAAAACAGCGGAAAUGUCUGCUCAUACUGCAGGAAAGGAUCUAAGGUCACAGUGGAGGAGGGGAGGAGAGAGCAAAGAGGGGACAGAUACAGUUUUUAUACUGUCAUCAUAAAGGACGGGGCUGUAGAUGUCUGUUUCUGUUUAUUUGAAUCAAAAACACACAUUAAAUCCUGCUGACAAAAUCAAUAGAAAACAAACCUAAAUGCAGAUUUUCUGUUUUAUCUGUGUUGGCUGUCCUCACGGAGGAAAAAAGACUACGCCAAUGUUGGCUCUAUCACUCCAGUCUUACUCCUGCAUCUUCACACACAAACACCACAUCACGUUGCCCCAACAAACCGAAGCUUAAAAAUAUGUGAGGAGAUAUUUUUAAGUCUGUUAUGUGAGCGCAACCUGUGAAGAGCAGAAAAGUGAGAGGAUAACUGCAGUGUGCGUUCCAAACCAACAUCUUGAAGAACCUUGUUUCAGAGACUCGAAGAUUUGUACUGUACAUUUCUCUCGUUUGUCUUCCUUUCUGUUGAGCCGUCUGUCCAUCUGUUAAGGCAGACAUGCAAAUACGCGUAAGUAGGCAAAUCCUCGUCAGACAAUAAGGCCUGAUGUAACAAAGAGAAAGCUUAAUUCAGAGAUAGAGGAAGAGCUAAACUGUUCAUGCAGCAGCUUUAAGAAUUUACACCACGUUAGCAGGUGCCUUAGGCUCACACACACACCGCUGCUCAUCCAAGGUUCCCCAAGGUCGCUGAUUUAAUCAUUAGUCAUCAAUAAAUCGGAAUAGAUCUCCUAUAAAUGUUGAAAAACAAUUAGAGUGCACAGCUUUUCUGCUUUUGGCAUCGAACCACACAGAAAUUCAGAAAAGUGUUUGACAUCAGGUUCUUUUAAUCAAGCUUCAUUAUUUUUCUCCUCCGUCUUCAGUUAUCUGUUUCUUUUAUUCUGUUUAAUAAGCUCAAGUAGACGAUCUUUUACUUUUAUUUAGUGUUCAGGUUUGCUUUCCAAACUGGAGUCUUUUUACAAAAAUGGUUAUGACUGAGCAGCACAAACACGGGUCUAAAAUCAUUUAUUUUUCCCUACCUAUGGCGGUGCAUCCUGUUUCACACCACAGAGUGCUGUAAACCAGUUGCUGCUGAGUGUGGUGGGAGGCCCCUUGAGCCUGUGAGCUGUAAUCCUCCGGUCCACCCCCGCACACCUCAGGAAGGAGGGAAAAACACAGCACAUAGACAUCUUUCACACCUCCAGUAACCCACUGUGACAAACACCAACAUGAUAUCUAUGCUUUCUGUAAUGACCCCUCUUUCUCUUGUUUUUUUAAUUAAAUUUUUAUUUUUGUUUUCCACACACUCCUACAGGGAAGGUAGCAGUAGUGAGGUGCCAAUACUGGUGGUGGGCAACAAGAGAGAUCUGCAGCGACAGCGCUUCAUGCCUCGCAGGGCCGUGUCAGUCCUGGUGAAAAAGACAUGGAAAUGUGGCUAUGUGGAGUGUUCGGCCAAGUUCAACUGGCACGUAGUCCUGCUCUUCAAAGAGCUGCUGGGCAUUGCUGUGGCGCGGGGCAUGCGCCAGAACCACACCUCUAUCCGUCUGCAAGGGGCACUACAGAGGAACCGCUGCACCAUCAUGUGACCCUAAGAGCCCCGUCCACCCCCUCCCUCACCUUAAGCGAGGAGUGGCAGUGGAGAAAAGGACUUCUUAUCUAAAUGGCUGGAAACAUACCCUGUGGCCUCCUGCUUUACUGAGCUGAUUUUUCAUAAUGAGGUUUAUUAGACUCUUGCGCUGUAAAGACACUAUAACUCCACACAUGGUCAUCCAACCACUUCCUACUCGAAAUCUGCCAAAUGUUUAAGUGCAAGGAAGUAGAUAGAGGUAGAGGAAGCUGGUGAAAACCUGUAUGACUAGAAUAGCACAGUUAUUUUUGCUCACAUCAUCUAGACAGCCACGGGUUUGAGGCUGUGCUUCCCAAAACGACACAGCAGCAGAUGUAAAGAGGGUUAAUUGUGGCCUGACAGGAUGGAAGCUGUGAUUGUCAGAUUAAAAACAGAGAGGCAGCAAUAUCAUCGAGUCUUCCUUUUGAAUUGAUCAUAUUCGGAAAAAUGUCAAGCACACGCUCAUACCCGAUAUGUUUGGAUUUCUUUGAAGAUGUGUGGUGAAAAGUCGACAAGACAGAUAAAAAAAAGAUCAAAAAACAGCUUCAUUGCUCGGAGAGACGAUGAAGAUAUGUACAGAUGUGAUUAGAUGGAGUUUAAUUUUAGAUUCUAAGGAAGUAGCCCGAUUCGUUUUUUUCCCCCUUGUCCUUAUUUCAAACUUUCUCUGAAGUAAAAGCUGUUUGUUCAAAUGAAGGUUAUCUUGCAGCUGAAAAUGCUGCAGUCCCUUUCACAAUAUACCGUAGGGCUUUAAUCUGCUCCCUCCCCUCACUCAGUAUGUCUGUUUCAGAUGAAUACAUUAAAUCCAGGGAACUUGGGACCUGCAGGAGGUUGCAGAGCCUGAAACAAGAACCUGUGCACGCAGUGCUGAUGCUUGUGAGUGUAUGUGUGUGAAAACGAGAGAGAGAGAGAGAGAAGGAGUGAGGGAGAGUCAGACACAGAGGCAGGUUUGAUAGCUGACAUUCAGACAAGCAAAGGACAGACUCAGCAUGAUAAGACAGAUGUUGAAUCUUGGAUUAGGAAGGAGCAAUAAAAUCCCAUAUAGUCCUAGCUGACCAUGUACCACUAUAUUUACUGAAAAUGCCUCACGUACAAUAGAUGAACUGCACUCGUGCUCAGAUUUCAUGCAGAAAUAAGGAAGCAGAUCUCAAUGACUCAGCCCAUGAGUGCAUCACAGACAGACACACAGGGAACCUUAAUAAAGCUUGCAUAUCAGUAUUCACUCGGUAAAAUUGUGAGAAUUGCAGUUGCUUUUCAUUUGAUUAGGCCUAGCUAGGUGGUAUUACAUGGCUGCACUGAAAGUACGCAGACCUAAUGUAUAUAGGAGUGAGUCAUAGAGUUAUUGAAUUGCAUGCUUUUGUUGGUAGAGCCAACGGGUCAGGGUUAAAUUGCACUGAUGUGAAAAUUUGAUAUUGUGUUUAAUUUUUGUAAUACAUGGUUUUCUGACACUGUAAUGAGCAGCUGUGUGGAGUGAAUGUGGUUGUUUUUCACUGGCAUGUGAGAGCACAAGCUCAUGACUCUAUCCCGAGAUGUAGAGCUGAUCCUAAUAAGGACAGAUGGCUAUGUUAGAUUUUUUUAGUGACAAAAAAAAGACAUAUGUAGCAGAGAUAUACUAGAAAGCAACUGUGUGUAGCAUGAGUUCUCAUCAGUUUGUCUGCUGCGCAUUUCCAAAUAAAAAGGGCUACAGUUUUUUAUCAGAGAUGUUACCUGUAUUUAUUUAUUUUUACUGUGUUAGUACUGUGAGUAAAUC
Molecule: messenger RNA, 18436 nt
Organism: Xyrichtys novacula (pearly razorfish)
Lineage: Eukaryota; Metazoa; Chordata; Actinopteri; Labriformes; Labridae
Source: the annotation of a GenBank genome assembly